Messenger RNA from Planococcus citri (citrus mealybug), 1245 nucleotides. Its product is annotated as transmembrane protein 231. Gene Ontology annotation, cellular component: ciliary membrane; ciliary transition zone. The record is from RefSeq and is a predicted model, not a curated record. Lineage: Eukaryota; Metazoa; Arthropoda; Insecta; Hemiptera; Pseudococcidae. Gene Ontology annotation, biological process: regulation of protein localization; cilium assembly. The coding region runs from base 273 to 1214 and encodes 313 amino acids. The transcript is spliced from 5 exons.
AUUCUUGAUUUGAAUUUCAUUUAACAUAACUCUUUGCCGCUUCCUUCCUCAUUCAAGGGUAAAUUUUAAUUUUAAAAGGGGGGUCAUCUGAAUGAACAUGUGCACUACGGUUCAGAAAAUUAUGAUCAAGAUUAAAUCAACAUGUAGCCAGCUGAACAUGUUUAUAAAGCACGUUGCUAUGGCAACGCAGACGCGACAAUCAAACGUGGUUCAUAAAAACAUCCAAAUGAUACCAAUGUGAUUUUUUAUUUUUGCUAAAAUGGUGAAAUAAUAUGGCUAAUUAUUACGUAGCGUAUACGAAAAGAAUUUCUUUCAAGUAUAAAGCGGCUCUGCGAUCAAAUGUAACGGUAUUUCUGGUGUUAAAUUCAAUUUUUUGUUUCCUUUUGCCUUUCAUAUUUGCAUACAGUAGUAAUGGAUUUUGGAUUAAAGAAAAUUCUUUCCGAGAACAACCAACUGUUAAAUUCAAGUAUCAAUAUCUGAUCAUCUUGGAAGCGAAAAAUGCCAACUCUCAUUUUUCACUGAUAUGUUCAACGUAUCAAUAUUUGAACUCAAAAACUCCUUACGCCGAUAAUUGUUCAUUGAUGAAAGUAAUUGAAAUAGAUGAAAAUGAAGAUGGUAAAAAUGAUAAGAUGAAGAUGACAUUGCACAUCACCAAUGUAUCAUCUCUCGAUAUUGAUUCUUUCCAUUUGAUCUUAAUUUUUGAUUACAAAUUACAUGGCGAAUGCAUAUUAUCGAUGGAAGCGAUGACAACUGCAUCGUAUAUAUUUUCACAGCCUAUUGGUAGGCUUGAUAUUAUUUCUGAACUGAGAGCUGAUUUUAAAAAACCGAUGAUUUGCCAUGUAAAACAUCAUAAGCAAAAUCAUACCUCAAUAUUGAGCGGAAUUUCUGAGCAGAAGAAUCAUAUCGAUGCCAUGUAUAAAAUCGCAUCUCAUUAUGCUUCCAAUAAUAUGAACGUGCAUUUGAAAAAAGUUUAUUACUCGAAACGAUUCAAAUCGGAAACAGCUGCUAAUGAGCCUGUAAUUAUAACAGCCGAUAUCCAUUACGGUGAACAAGAGAUAAUCUAUAAAACACGAUUUUGGCAACUAAUCAAGUGGGCCUGGGUACAAUACUUUUCCAUAUUGGCGUUGUUUAUAUUCCUAUCGCGUAAAAUAAAGAGAUUCGUUUUUCAAAAUAGAAUAUUAAAAACGAUUAAAAUUAACCCUAUGGACGAUUAAUGUUCGUUCGUUGCAUAUCAACAUCGCAUAA